AUGGCAACUCCAAGAUUCAACUCCAAAUCUCCUACAAUAAAGCGCAUACUUCGUGAAGCUGCCGAAAUAUCCCAUUCUCCAUCUGCAGAUUACCACGCUUCUCCAGCUUCCGACUCGGACCUGUUCGAGUGGCAUUUCACAUUACGCGGCCCGCCAUCCUCAGCGUUUGCUAAUGGCAUAUAUCAUGGCAGAAUAGUGCUGCCUCCGACAUAUCCGCUUCGCCCACCAUCCUUUCGCUUUCUCACUCCAUCUGGUCGAUUCGAAGCUAAUCGUGAAAUAUGUCUCAGCAUAAGCGGACACCACGAGGAAACGUGGCAGCCAGCUUGGGGAAUCCGAACAGCUUUGGUGGCAUUGAGAAGUUUUAUGGAAACGGACGCAAAGGGUCAAUUAGGUGGGUUGGAAUGUAGUAAAGCGGAAAGAGAACGAAUUGCUGAGGGCAGCGGUAACUGGAAAUGCGGAAUCUGCGCAAAGAACAACCGGGAGAUACUUGCAGAAUGCGAGGAGGCUGCAAAAGAAAAAGAGAAAGAGGGGCAACAAGCCGAAGAAGUCGCAAUACCGAACGAGCUAAAGAUGGGCUACAAGGACGAAAUGGGUAAAGGCAAGGAAACUGCUGAAGAACCGAUCGGUACCUCUGCAGCGCCAGUAGCAAUUGAGGGUAUUGUCAAUACAACAGACGGUGCAAGUGACACAACUCCUGCAAAGCCAUAUCCGCCAGCGAGGCCAGGUCAGACUGCUCCACAACCUACUGGUCAGCCUCAAGCACGCAUCCAACCGUUGCCAAAUAUACAGCAAAAUCCACAAGCACAGGCACAACUUGUGCAUGGCAGAUCAAAUGAUGGUGUUCCCAUGUGGAUCGACAGGGCAAUUGCAGGAGUUGUGGUACUUCUGGUCGCGAUGGUGUUGAAAAUCUUACUUGGUCUAUAA
Messenger RNA from Glarea lozoyensis ATCC 20868, 924 nucleotides. RefSeq names its product UBC-like protein. The transcript has 2 exons. NCBI's taxonomy places the organism in Eukaryota, Fungi, Ascomycota, Leotiomycetes, Helotiales, Helotiaceae. Bases 1 to 924 code for a protein of 307 amino acids. The record is from RefSeq and is a predicted model, not a curated record.